AUGGCAUUCGCCCAGCACGGCCUCCCUGACAUCAUAGUUUCGGACAAUGGCCCUGCUUUUACCAGUGCACAGUACCUGGACUUCUUGACUCGAAAUGGAAUACGUCGCAUGCUGGUACCGCCGUAUCACCCUGCGUCCAACGGUGCCGCAGAGCAAGCAGUACAGACUGUCAAAAACAAACUCAAGAAAUCUGGGUCGGGCAACUUCCAAGCACAGCUGUCCCGGUUCUUAUUCCACUACAGGACUACACCUCACGAAGUAACGGGUCGGCCACCGUGCGAACUCCUCACAGGGAGAGCCUUCAAGACAACGUUGGAUGUCUUGCGGCCAAACCUGCAGACGUCGGUACUUGUAAGGCAACUUAAGCAGAAGUUUUAUGCCGACAGAGGAUCCCGGCCAGCUCCGUCAUUGCAACCAGGAGACAGCGUGUAUGCGCGAAACUUUCGACAGGGAGCACCAUGGGUGGGGGCCAGUGUUGUCGACGUCAGCCCACCGUCGGCCUGCGUCAUUCUCGACGAUAGGUCUAUAUGGCACCGACACGGUGACCACUUGCGUCUUGCCCAGACAGGGCCACGGGGUACAUCUGAAACGGAUGCACUUCACCAUGCUAGUGCUGUGGCCAUAUCACAAUGGAAACAGCCUCCUCUCCUUGAAUCAACUGUUCCGGACAUGCCGGAGCAAGAGGCUGUCGAGCCGUCUACAAGUUCGCCUGAGAGGGGCUGUGCCAUAAACACUGACAUUACUGCGAGCAACAGUGGUGUUCAUGUGGGGAGUGACUCUUCCGUGGCUGCACCUUGCACACCAGUGUUGCUGCGCAGCAACAGGUCGAGGAAACCAGUGCUUAGGUACUCCCCGUAG
Rhipicephalus sanguineus (brown dog tick) is the source of this 858-nucleotide messenger RNA. RefSeq lists its product as uncharacterized. Gene Ontology annotation, biological process: DNA integration. Bases 1 to 858 code for a protein of 285 amino acids. The record is from RefSeq and is a predicted model, not a curated record. NCBI's taxonomy places the organism in Eukaryota, Metazoa, Arthropoda, Arachnida, Ixodida, Ixodidae. The transcript has a single exon. Gene Ontology annotation, molecular function: nucleic acid binding.